This is a messenger RNA of Bombina bombina (fire-bellied toad), 5177 nucleotides long. It is a transcript of the gene STX7, whose product is annotated as syntaxin 7. NCBI's taxonomy places the organism in Eukaryota, Metazoa, Chordata, Amphibia, Anura, Bombinatoridae. Gene Ontology annotation, biological process: vesicle-mediated transport; intracellular protein transport; vesicle fusion. The transcript has 10 exons. Gene Ontology annotation, cellular component: SNARE complex; synaptic vesicle; endomembrane system. Gene Ontology annotation, molecular function: SNAP receptor activity; SNARE binding. The record is from RefSeq and is a predicted model, not a curated record. The coding region runs from base 142 to 921 and encodes 259 amino acids.
CACAGAUUGUGCGUUGAUCUGUCAGGCUGAGAGAGCUAAGAGGCCGCUGGAGACUGGGAGCUGCCUGAGAGGUGCCACAGCUUCUUCUAUUGUAUAUCCCUGGUCGCUUUUUAAUGCGAGUAGUCAUCAUCCUUUUCAACCAUGUCUUACAAUACAACACGGGACUGGUCACAGCUUGCGCAGACCAUAUCUGCCAACAUUCAGAAAAUCACACAGUCCUCUUCUGAAAUUCAGAGGAUAGUGAAUCAACUUGGAGCUGUACAAGACACUCCAGAAUUAAGGAAUCAAUUACAACAGAAGAAACAAUAUACAAACAAGCUUGCCAAGGAAACUGACAAAUGCAUGAAAGACUUGAGCUCUCUGCCUCUGGAUAGUGAUCAGAGGCAGAGAAAAUUACAGAAAGAUCGUCUUGUAAAUGAAUUUACAGCUGCACUGACAAAUUUUCAGAAGAUUCAAAGACAAGCUGCUGAAAAAGAGAGAGAUUUUGUAGCCCGAGUGCGUGCAGGCUCAAGAGUGUCUGGAGGCUUACCAGAUGAUGGUCACAAGGAAGGAACCCUGGUCACGUGGGAAAAUGAAGGGCAAGCACAAGCAACAAUGCAAGAGGAAGAAAUCACUGAAGAUGACAUGCGACUGAUUGAAGAACGGGAGACUGCUAUAAUGGAGCUGGAGGAAGAUAUCAGAGGCAUUAAUGACAUAUUUAAAGACUUGGGAAUGAUGGUGCAUGAGCAAGGAGAAAUGAUAGACAGUAUAGAAGCCAACGUUGAGAGCGCUGAUGUACAUGUACAGCAAGGAAAUCAGCAGUUGGCCAGAGCUGUAGAAUAUCAGCGCAAAUCCAGAAGAAAGAUAUGCAUUAUCAUCGCUGUAGUAGCGGUCCUGGGAACCAUUCUUGGAUUGAUUAUCUGGGGAGCUACAAAAAGCUAAAAGCCAGGAUGCCCCCAAAACAGCACUUCAUUCUUCCCAUCUUUAUUUCCUAAAUGAAUAGGCAGCUUUUGCAUAUUCUGAAGAUUAACUAAUCUGACCAAUGUAUAUAGUAGUUUUGUUUUAUUGCUGCUUAUGUUGCCUGGUCUUUCUACUGUCACCUGUAUGUUUGUUGCUGAAUUGUAUAUGUGACAUCUUUGUAAAAAUAUUAGUAGAGAGACAGCAGUAUAUGUCAUUAUAUUUCCUUAUAACAUGAACUGGUACCUUUCUAAUUUGUUAAAAAAAUUGUACUAAACCACAAUCUAUCACUCCUGAUUUGUUGUUGCUGCGACAUGACAUGCCAAAUAAUUUGUUUUACUUUGUAGUUAGGUAGUUCUUGUCAGCUUCUACAUUAAUUAUGUGUCAAAUGUAUUCAUUUGCUUUUAAAAAAAGAAAACCCAAUACAAUGCUUUUAUUUAGUUGCACAUUUUACUGUUUUGCGAAACUAGCUUAAAGGGAUAUGAAAGUGCUCAUUUAGUAAAAAUAAAAAAUAUAUGUGAAAUCAAAGUAAACAUUAAAAAAACAGUGUGUGUUAAUAAACAGCAAACAACUUUCUUGUUUUCUUGCAAAAUGAGCUCUUAGAAAUUCUCAGUUGAAUUCUGCCUCUUCUGAGCAUGGGCAGAAGCUGACUUCCUGUCUCUCUCUCUAGCUUUUACUGAAUAAUUACUCAUGUUACUAUAGAAGAUGUAUGACAUCAAGCUAGAUAUCCCUUCCUGUUGGGUUGUGACAGAAAGUAAUGGACACUUCACAAAGAAGUAAAAAAAUAAAAUCCUUUUAAAAUUAUGUAUACAUAUUUCAAUUAUUUCUAUUAAGUAUAAGCCCCUGCUUAGUGCUUUUUUAUUACGACAAUGAAACAGACGGUUUUAUAUCCCUUUAAGCUUGCAGUUUUUCACAAAAUGUCUUCUGUGUAUUGUUUCUUUUUUGUAUAUAUUGUUUUCAUAUAAAAACAGAACUACAGACUGAAAUUUUAUUUAAAAGUCAUUAUUUUAGAGAACAACUUUGUAACUUUUGCUGCGUCAAUUCAAUUGCAGCUUUCCUUUCUUUUUUUGUUUUAGUGUUUAUUAAUUAAAGGUUGUCUGUGCCUUUACAUGUGUGUUUAACUGCACAUAUUUUAUAUCUUUUCUAAUAAUAUUUUCAAAGAGAUUAUUUAAAGCAAGCACAAUUUUUUUUUUAUUUCAAAUUUGCAUUGAUCAUAAAAAUAUUUUGAUUUGUAUUACAUUUUAUUUUUUGGUUGUUAUAAGUGGUUUUAUAAAAGGUGGAAGGAUGUGUAGAUAUGUAAGCUGUUCAAAAAGCAUUUGCAUUAUUUUAUCAAAAAGCUUUUUUUUUUCGUUUGACAAUGUUCUGUAAUACUUAGAGCACUACAUCUGCUCAUCGUAAAAACGAGUUACCUAGUUAUACUGUAUAUAACACCUUUUGUAUUCUGUAUAUAGACCAAUAUAGCAAUCAGUCUGUGAAACUAAAUUAUUAAAGGGACAGUCUAGCCCAAAAUAAACUUUCAUGAUUCAGCUAGAGCAUGUAAUUUUAAACAAUUUUCCAAUUUACUUUUAUCACCAAUUUUGCUGUGUUCUCUUGGUAUUCUUAGUUGAAAGCUUAACCUAGGUGCUUCAUAUGCUAAUUUCUUAGACCUUGAAGCCCACCUCUUUCAGAUUGCAUUUUAACAGUUUUUCACCACUAGAUGGUGUUAGUUCACGUAUUUCAUAUAGAUAACACUGUGCUCAUGCACGAGAAGUUAUCUGGGAGCAGGCACUGAUUGGCUAGACUGCAAGUCUGUCAAAAGAACUGAAAAAAGGGGCAGUUUGCAGAGGCUUAGAUACAAGAUAAUCACAGAGGUUAAAAGUAUAUUAUUAUAACUGUAUUGGUUAUGCAAAACUGGGAAAUGGGUAAUAAAGGGAUUAUCUAUCUUUUAAAACAAUAAAAAUUCUGGUGUAGACUGUCCCUUUAAGCACAUUGCCAGUUUUAUUCAGUUUUCUCCAUUCAUUAUGUAAAUCUUUCAUUCAGAGGCUUCCUAGUUGAGUGUUUUUUUUUGUCAUAUAUGCAAAUGACCCAUGGCAGUUUUACCUCCCUAUGGAUGAUGGGGGAUUUAGAUGUGGACCUCUUGUGUACUUUAGAGAGAUAUAUAUGUGUACCUCUACAAACAAGAGCUAUAUAGGCCAAAAUGUACUUCUAAGGUUAGUUGUACAAAUCCUUCAUUUACCGAUUCUCACUUGAGCUCUUCUUUUGUCUUGUCUUGAUUGUAUGUCUGGCCAUCUUCCUUCCCAUUUUUUACAAUCGUAAUUACUCUAAUUUAUCCUUUUAUUCUAUGAACGAUAUGAGUAGCUAUACUAUAUGUUGACGGUUUAUUUUGUGCCCUGUGAUCCAAAAUGAACUAUUGUAGUUUAGUGCUCAUAUCUAAAUUAUUUGUAGCUGUGGAGAACAAAAAGGAAAUAGCAGAAAGGCCUAUACACAAUUUCUUUAGCAUAUUAGAACCAGGUUUCCUAUCUGGUGGUUUAAUUACUCUGGAUAGUCUUAGAUUAGUGAAAUAAUUUUAAAACUGAGAAGGUUCAUGUUUUAAAGGGACAUUAAACUAAAGAUUUCUAUCAUACAUAUAAAAAUAAACUAAAUUUUAAAAAUAUGUUUGGCUUGGAAAAAGCUUGUUAAAGCCGUUUAUAUAAAAAGCAAAAAGAAAGUGCAUAUUGGUGCAAUAAUGGUCUGUGGGAUAGAAGAUCACAGUUGUUUGACAGCAACACUUCACAAGCAUGAACAAAAAAUGUUUUUCUCUCGUUACAGGAAAAUCCAUGAAAAAAAAAUGUAAACUCCCUAUUUUAGUUGCCGAAGGGAGAAAUUCGCUUUAAGAGACUUAAAGUGAAUGUCAAUUUUUCCGGUAUGGAUGAUAUAUUUAUGUAGACAAUCAUCCUAUUAAGCAUACCGCCAAUAUUAUUUUUUAAUAAAACUAUUAAUUUGUUUUUAAUUUUAUAUAGUAAAUAUCGUUCAUUUACUUUACCCGCUCCUCCCACUCACUGUUUCCUUAUUCUCCUCCAUAUUACGUAUACAGCGGUCCCACCCGCUGUUUACGUAUCGGCAAUGCGCGCUCCCGUUUAAGUCUGCCAUUGCGCAUGCGUUACUCCUGUUUCCGCUGUCAAACAACAUAGUAUUCAUUGAAUCAGUACAUUCAAUGAAUACUAUUGUUGCGAAGCGAAGGACAGGAUCUCCUACCCCCAGCCUGUAAUACCGCCAAUUAGAAGUAAAAUACUCUGUAUACUAGUCUAUACUACUAUACUAAAAAAACUCUGUAUACUAGUCUAUUGCGCAUGCGCGAAAUGUGCACUCGCUUACGCUAACGAGCUGAGAACCACAAUAGAACGCAAGCGCAAGAAGGACUCAUUACGUCAUCCUAAGGGGUUGGGUCACCCUGUGGUUAGAGCCGUUAUUGGCUCGGAAGACGUCCAUUAUAAUCAACACGGACGGAGCGCGAAUGCCGGGUGGAGGAUGAGAAUAACGGGAAACAACAUAAAUUAUUAAAAAUAAAGGUAUAUAUUUAAAUAUUUACAAAUUGAUGAAUGAAACUCCAGUUUUUUAUAAACAACUGUUACAGAGAACCUUAGUCAUUAAGCUGACUUUACAUUCACUUUAAAAAUGAGAUCAUACUUAUUAUACUCCAUAAAGCUAUUGUCUGGAACGUACUUUUUUUUUCUCUUGGUCUAGCUGCUCCUACGUAUUAAAUAGGGUACUUUUUCAAUUUAAGUGUCGUUUUUAGUAAGUGGCAAGAUCCUUGAGACAUGUUAGCUAUCAUAAAUUGAGUUAUAAAAUAUUAAAUUAAUUAAAUUAUAUGAAAACCCUUACAAAUAAUAGGUAAAAGCAAUUUAAAAAGUCUGGUUUAUCUUUAAUAAAGCUUCUUGUUAUCAGACUGUGGGUCUCACUGAGUAUAACAAAUUGUUAUAGUGAAUCUAGAUUCUAAUGUUGCCAAAUGUAUGAUUAGCAUAUGUAUAGAAUAGUUAAUGCUUAUUGUGAUCUGAACAAAACACUAUUUGUGCCAUAUAUUUUUGCAUUUUUUAAACAGGUUGGACAAAUGAAUGAAGAUGCAAAAAAAUCAUGCACAAUUCUUUCUGUAUGAUAUUUAUGUUUGAUUAAAAACAAAAGGCAUCAAUUUUGUCUACUGACUUGUAAUGUUUGGAUUGGAAUUAACAUGUAAACUAACUGAAAAUGUAACAUCAUACUUUUAAAUAUUAAAGCAUUAAACAGUU